Molecule: messenger RNA, 1347 nt
Organism: Colossoma macropomum (tambaqui)
Lineage: Eukaryota; Metazoa; Chordata; Actinopteri; Characiformes; Serrasalmidae
Gene: ca10b
Product: carbonic anhydrase Xb
Exons: 9
Coding region: 1-984 (327 amino acids)
Molecular function (GO): carbonate dehydratase activity; zinc ion binding
Source: RefSeq, a predicted model, not a curated record
AUGCAGCAUCUCUGUGAAAUUAUCCUCAUCUUCCACAUCAGCAUCAUCAUCUCUGAAGCGCAGCCCGUCUCCUCAAAGCUUCACGAUGGUUGGUGGGCUUACAAAGACGCAGUGCAGGGAACCUUUAUUCCAGUUCCGUCGUUCUGGGGUCUGGUGAACACAGCAUGGAACCUGUGCUCGGUGGGGAAGAGACAGUCUCCGGUGAACAUCGAGACCAGACGGCUGAUCUUUGACCCCUUCCUGACCCCAAUACGGCUCAACACUGGAGGAAAGAAGAUCAGUGGUACGAUGUACAACACGGGUCAUCACGUCUCCUUACGGCUGGAUAAAUCCCACCUGGUGAACGUGUCCGGGGGUCCGCUCAGCUACAGCUACAGGCUGGAGGAGAUCAGGCUGCACUUCGGCAGCGAGGACGGUCAGGGCUCGGAGCACCUGCUGAACGGACGAGCUUUUCCGGGAGAGGUGCAGUUAAUCCACUAUAAUCAGGAUCUGUAUUUAAACUACAGCGACGCUGCCAGAAGUCCAAACGGCAUCGCCGUCAUCUCCAUAUUCAUGAAGAUUUCAGAGCCCACAAACUCGUUUCUAAUCCGAAUGCUGAGCAGAGAAACCAUCACCAGAAUAACAUACAAAAAUGAUGCGUACCUGCUGACGGGUCUGAGUUUAGAGGAGCUGUUUCCAGAAACGUCCCGGUUUAUAACGUAUGACGGCUCGAUGACCAUCCCUCCGUGCCUUGAGACCGCCACCUGGAUCCUGAUGAACAAACCCAUUUACAUCUCACAGAUAGAGAUGCAGUCUCUGCGUUUGCUGAGUCAGAAUCAGCCAACGGAGAUCUUUCUCAGUAUGAGUGACAACACCCGGCCGGCUCAGCAGCUCCAUCAGCGCUGCAUCCGCACCAACAUCAACUACAACCAGCAGGGGCGCCACUGUCCCAAUAACCGGCUGCUCCGCCCACAGUACAGGGUGAACGAGUGGCUCCUGAAGUAGUGGUUCUGUAACGGAUCUGCGGUUCAGUCCUGCAAUAAGAACACUAACGAGGAGGAAAUCAGUCCCUACUUUUAUACCUCUUUAUAUGUUUAUAACACUCUGAGGAGGACGAGUCAGACAUCCUGCACGUCGCUCUCUAACGGACAGACGGGCUGCCAGAUCUGAACUCAUCAAUAAUGGUCUCAGAGGAUCAAUUCUGUGUACUUUAUCUACACGCAGUGGGAAUAAACUGAUCUCUGGUAUGGGGGGACGUGGGGGGCUCCUGACUCUGUGGUGGACGUUCUGAGCAUGUUGCCUUCUUUCAUUGUUUACAGUGUUAAAUGAUUGAGUGAUAUCUGUCCAAUAAACCUUAGAGGUCAUUAA